AUGAUUCAGUCGCCAUUUUCUGAAGGUGGGCCGAGUGACAACCGAUGCUUUCCAGAGGUGCAAGAAUUGGAACCAUCACGGGUUGAGCCUGAGGGAGACGGUCAACCUGAACCGAGUGAGCGUGAGCCAAGUCCAGUAGAACGUUCAGAAACUGAAGAGCGACCGGCGGAAACUGCGGAAUCGUGGGUGGAGGCUUUAUCUGCUGACUGGAUGGACCCAGCGGAUGCUGAAGAAGUUAGCCACGACAAUUACUCAGAAAUUGAGAUGGAUAGUUCUGUUAUUAAUACCACAUUUCUCCGCCCUACACGUCUGGAUCAGGACCAAUCUGCGCGUCGUCUUCAUCCGUUUUGGUGGAUUUUCUAUCAGUCCAGAUGGCCUAUUUUCUUAGCUCCUCGUCAUUUAGUGCAAGUAAAGCGAUUUCAACAGAAGAAUUACUUUUCUCGUGCAUCGUGUUUGGUUUUACGUUCGGAUUUGUUCCGCUGGGGCAUUGAUUGCGAUAAAGCAGUCAUAUUUCUAUUAAUAGACCCUUUGGUGAGUUUUUACUUCGCUCCAUGCAUAUUGUUUGUUGUGAUAACAAUAUCGUUCAAACGAAUUUCCCGUGACUGUGUUGCGUGCACUACAUGUGUUCGGCUGUCCGAUGCAAGCAUUCCCUUCACUCGCAAUAAUGACGGAUCUAUGGCCUUGGACUAUCACGAUCAUUUAAUCUUCUAUUUGCUUCUAAAUGGAGAUUCUAUGUGGGAUUGGUGCUGGUAUAACUGGUAUAAUUCAGUCGAAGGCUUCACCCGUUAA
Molecule: messenger RNA, 789 nt
Organism: Echinostoma caproni
Lineage: Eukaryota; Metazoa; Platyhelminthes; Trematoda; Plagiorchiida; Echinostomatidae
Source: the annotation of a GenBank genome assembly